Molecule: messenger RNA, 1584 nt
Organism: Humulus lupulus (European hop)
Lineage: Eukaryota; Viridiplantae; Streptophyta; Magnoliopsida; Rosales; Cannabaceae
Product: GDSL esterase/lipase At1g54790
Exons: 6
Coding region: 28-1431 (467 amino acids)
Molecular function (GO): hydrolase activity, acting on ester bonds
Source: RefSeq, a predicted model, not a curated record
UCAAUUGUGAAACCAAGCUCCUUAUCCAUGGCUUUCAAGACCAUGAUGAUUCCCCAUAUCUUAACCUUGUUAUCCAUUCUUACACCUUGUGUAAAUUCAGUUGUGGAAUUCAACUAUCCCCCAGUUUUCAAUUUUGGUGAUUCAAACUCUGACACUGGUGAGCUUGUUGCUGCUUAUGGCUCCUUCCUUAGCUCCCCUAAUGGCCAAUCAUACUUCAAAACACCAUCUGGAAGAUUCUGUGAUGGCCGUCUGAUUGUAGAUUUUCUCAGUAAUUGUCUCUCAUUUGCCAUGGCUACCAAGACUAUAGCUCUCCUCAUCUUCACCUUUGUUCAUCUCUGUUUUCCUCUGGCUAACUCUGUUGAGUUCAACUUUCCUGCUGUUUUUAACUUUGGUGAUUCUAACUCUGACACUGGUGGGCUUGUAUCUUCUGGGAUUGAAACCAUCAAUCCUCCAUAUGGACAAAACUACUUCAAAAUCCCAUCUGGGAGAUACUCUGAUGGGCGGCUCUUAGUUGAUUUUUUGAUGGAUGCUAUGGAUCUUCCAUUUCUAAAUUCCUAUCUGGAUUCCAUUGGCGCGCCGAGUUUCCAAAAAGGCUGCAAUUUCGCAGCAGCGGGAUCUACAGUACUCCCAGCAACUGCAACAUCAGUCAGUCCUUUUUCAUUUGGAGUUCAAGUGUCUCAGUUUGGCAGAUUUAAAGCUCGGACUCUUGAAUUGCUAGCUAAAGGUAAGAAGUUUGCCAAGUAUAUUCCAACAGAAGACUUUUUCUCCAAGGGGCUGUACAUGUUUGAUAUAGGCCAGAAUGAUGUUGCUGGUGCAUUUUACUCCAAGACAUUCGAUCAGAUAAUUGCUUCAAUUCCAACAAUUUUGUUAGAGUUUGAAAAUGGAAUAAAGAAACUGUAUGAUCAAGGAGCCAGAAAUUUUUGGAUACACAACACUGGUCCUCUUGGAUGCUUGACUCAGAAUGUUCUCAAAUUCGGAACUGAUCCAUCAAAGCUUGACGAACAAGGAUGUGUCAGCGCACACAACCAAGCCGCUAAACUAUUCAAUCUUCAGCUUCAUGCUCUAUCUAAAAAAUUGCAGGGCCAAUAUUCAGAUACAAAUUUCACAUAUGUUGAUAUCUUCUCAAUAAAAUCUAACCUUAUUGCAAACUAUAGCAAAUAUGGAUUUGAACAGCCUAUCAUGGCUUGCUGCGGUUAUGGAGGUCCACCAUUGAACUAUGAUUUCAGAAUUUCUUGUGGACAAACAAAGAUCUUGAAUGGGACUUCAGUCACAGCAAAAGGGUGCACUGAUAGUACUGACUAUAUCAGUUGGGAUGGAAUUCAUUACACUGAGGCUGCAAAUCAGUUUGUUUCUUCACAAAUACUCACUGGAAAAUAUUCUGAUCCACCUUUCUCAGACAAAAUGCCUUUCCUUCUGAAACUCAAGUUCUAAACAUAAGAGAGUUAUUCUCAUAAUUAUUACAUUCUUUGUUCUUCCUCGGUGUAUUAUUAUGAACCAAAUAACUCAAAGGAAGUUCUGACAAAUGUAUUUUUUUAUUAGCCAGAAGCAAUAAAUAACAGUGCAGCAACUUCACUUCUUUUGACA